GUAGCGGCUACUCUGACUCAGUUGUCCGCACGGAGGCUGACGGAGCCCCGCCGCGUUCGUGGCGCUCACGCUUCACGUGUUGAUAACCGAAACUUUUUUGGGACUGAAACUACCGAGGGAUUAUUACUGGAAAAAAAAAAAAAAAAAAACACGCACGGUGUGACCCGCCGUCGCACGUAAGACAUGGACUCCAAACGCCAGAGUGUGACUCCCAACUAACCCCAUUUCCACUCUCCGUCAGAGCCAGAACGUCCAGAACACUUUCUUGAUUUAAUUUGGUGAUGGAGCGACUUGUAAAUGAGCUGAGUUCUCUGCUGAAGAUGCUGGACCACGAGACAGUCAGUCCUGCCACGGCUGACAAGAUGGCCUCCAUACGCAACAUCCUGGACUCAUUGCAGCUUUCAGUCAAUGGAUCAGACGUCUACAUGAACAGCUGUCUCUAUGGUAACGGCACCAGCUUUGUAGAGUCUCUGUUUGAGGAUUUUGCAGACUGUGAUUUGCACAUGCUCAGUGCAUCUCCAGUGGAGCAGAAAGAGCACAAAGAGGAAGAGGAGAAGACUCAUCCUAAUAAAUCUACACCUACCGACACGCCCCCGCCUCUGCCAUCCACCCCCCUUCCUGAUGACUACUAUGAAGAGGCUGUUCCUCUGGAUCCUGGAUCCGCCCCUCAGUACUUUACCACCAAUAUGAACACUUCCAGGAACUCAGUGGAGGAUGCUUACUAUGAAGAUGCAGACAAUAACUACCCCACCACCAGGAUUAAUGGUCCUCCCAAAAACUCCUACAACGACUCAGAUGCUCUGAGUAGUUCCUACGAGUCUUACGAAGAAGAGGAUGAGGAGGCAAAGGGGCGGGACCAACCUCAGAGAUGGACGGCGGAGGAGAGCUCAGAUGGACCAGUUAGAGACUGCCGCAUCUGUGCCUUCCUGCUUCGAAAGAAACGCUUUGGCCAGUGGGCUAAACAGCUAGUCGUUGUGCGAGACAAUAAACUGCAGUGUUACAAGAGCAUCAAAGAGAGCACUCCCCACACAGAGCUCCCACUGAAUCUGUGCAACGUCAUCUAUGUCCCUAAGGAAGGCAGGAAAAAGAGACAUGAGUUGCGCUUCUCCUUGCCUGGCGGUGAAGCUCUAGUCCUGGCUGUUCAGAGUAAAGAGCAGGCCCAGCGAUGGCUCAAGGUGGUGCAAGAUGUUGGCAGCCAAUGUAGCAACAAUGAAGGACCAGAUGGAUCCACUUCUCCAAUUAUACAGAGGAAGUUGGAGAUUGACAAGGUGCUGCAGUCUGAUCGGCAGGCAUCCGACUCCGACAGCGGGCCAACAGCAGACUGUCAAUCCACUGCACAUGUACCAGGACGGGACACCACUGACUCACUCAACCGGGGGAAGCGCGGAGCGUUCUCUGAGCUGACGGGGUCAAUGAGCCGAGCAGCAGGGAAGAAAAUCAAUCAGAUCAUCACUUUCUCCAAAAGGAAACCACCUUUACCUGGAGAGCCUCCCUCGGCUUCUGGUCACCAUGACAACCCACGCUGUGGCUUCCUCAGUGUGUGUCUGAGCGGCUCUUGGAAGGAGCGUUGGUGUGUGGUGCGAGGAGGAAGCCUGUACCUACAGAAGGACCCUGGAGACCAGCGGCCCCCAGUCAUUGUGGUGCCACUCAAAGGGGCAGAGGUGGUGCCAGGUGGCCUCGGCCCCAAACAUCCCUUCUCCUUCCGCAUCCUGCAGGGAGGCAACGAACUGACAGCUUUAGAGGCCAACUGCUCGGAGGAUCUUGGCCGCUGGCUUGGUGUGUUGUUUGCAGAGACUGGGAGCACCACUCUUCCUGAAGAGCUGCACUAUGACUACAUCGAUGUGGACACACUUACAGACAUACGGCAUGCUGCCAGACACUCUUUCCUUUGGGCCACCACCACUGCUACUUCCUCGAGAAGUGCCUCAACAGACUCCAGAACUUAUGACGAGGUCUAUGAAAGUAUUGCGGACGAGGAUGUCGAGAGCAGAGCAGGCCUGGUGAGACGCCACGCCUCCUUUUCUAGCAGGGACUCGGAAAAAACUGAACAGCAGGCCGCCAUCAAGAGACAUGCCUCCAAUGUAAAUCAGUAUGCGCGGUAUGGGAAGACACGAGCAGAGGAGGAUGCCAGGCGGUACUUGACACAGAAAGAGGAGCUGGAGAAGCAAAAGGAAGAGCUCAGAAAUGCACUGAUUUCCCUCCGCAGGGAGAAGAAGGAGGUGAAGGAGGAGAUGAGGAGUGGCACAGGUCAUAGUGUGGAACAGCGGUUAGCCGAGCUGGAGACACUGUGUAAACAGAAGGAGGAGGAGAGGGUGGUGCUGGAGCUCCAACUAACAGAAGUCAAAGAAAACCUUAAGAAGUCAUUGGCUAGAGGAGCACUGGGUCCACCCGCUGACACCAAGAUGAGUGUCAAGGCACAGGGCAGUAAAGUUGAAAAGGUUUACAACGAGACUGUCCCAGUGAACUCAGCAUCUGAGCUCCGUAAACGCCCUCCGUCUCUUUACGCCUCCUCCAAGGGUAACGUCAUGCAGAAGGCAAAGGAGUGGGAGUCAAAGAAGGGGACCUAGACAUGAAUGGAUUGACAAGAUGUGGAUUCGUGGGAAGAAAAAAACGGAGCUGUGACGGGAGGGUGUCUAAAGGAAGGAACAGAUGAAGAGCAAGAAAAAGUGGCACUGAGAAGUAGAAGAAGAGAAGGGGGGGGGGCAGACUCUGACACAUUCUUCCCUCCUCUUAUCUAAAGAAAAAUAGGUAUCUUUGCAAGUACAGGCAUCAUGGUGCUGUCUCAACCACUGUAAAUAUGACAGACUUGACUGAUGUACCAGUACAGUAUUAAUGUGGAUCACUAUGAACAUGAAAUUCAUAUGUUUGUGUGAGUUUGCAUGUGUGUUUACAUUUGCACAGGGCUGCAGAAAGUGAAAAUGUGAUUAUUUCAUAGAGGAGAGUAGCAAAGGGAGAGUGUGGUUCAUCAACACUGUGAGUUCAGAGAUACGGACGAGACUUCCUAUCUACACCCGCAGAUUUUAUUCCCUUUUACAUGAUAUUUAUCACCGUAAAAUGAAAACUACAGUAAAAAAAAUGUUGUUACCUUAAAUUAUCCAUAUUAGUGAGAGAAGCAUCUCACAUUUUGUGAUGUGUAUUUAAACCAUUAGGAAGAUAUAUUGAGUAUUACACUGUUCCUAAAACCAAUGAGUAAAUGUUUAUUAUUACAAUGUAAAAUUAUUGGUUUUUAACCAUUAUAUGUGUAUUUUUUCAUAUUUGCCUUUUGCACUUUAUGUUGUAUUUUGUGAUUACACAAACGUCUUUGAAAUUGGCCUUUGCACCCGUCUUAGCAGAAUCGUUUGAGGAUAAAUACACCCGUCUACUUUCCCUGCUCGUCACAGAAAUAUGAACAGACACACACAUGUUGGAGUAAAUGAUUACUUUUAUCAAGGAGCUUUGUCUACUGUACUGUGUAAUUGUGUUUCUUUGUUUAAAUAUUUGUUUCUUAAAUUCCCUCCACUGGAGCAUUUUUGUUUCAGCCUGCUACUUCCUCCCAGGAUAAGUUUACUGUAAGGAACCAACAGCAGCAUCACAAUUCUGAGCCAUUGUCACCAUCUAGUGGCACAAUUAAAUUCUGGCACUUGGUGGAACAUUGUUGCCGUGUCCAAAUUCUGUACUUUUGCAGAAAUCAACAUGCUUAAGCAGUUUGCACAGAGAGGAAAUUAUUAUACAAUAGUUACAAAAAUUGUAAUUGUCAGUGUUUGUUUUCUGAGGCUUUCCUACAGCUGUCCCACCACCAUCACCGUCCACUAUUAGUUUUAAUUUUUUCCAGCUGUGGGCAGUUCCCCCAUUUCCUUUGUGUAGUGCAUUGUGAGAGAAUAGUGUCCGUCGACAGCACACCCACAAUUAUGCAUACUGACUUUUUUGAGUAUACUUUUCCAGUGGAAACACUAAAUACUUUACUGAAAUAAUACAAAGAACACAAGUUCUGCUACUUUGCUGUGUAUGGAUUGGAACUGAUCAGUCGUGUUACAACGGAUGUCUUGGAAAACUGGCCACUGAUUAAGAUGUAGCCAGAAGGGCACUGGCACUUGAAAAUUAAAGGGUCAAUUCACCCAAAUCACUUUUUAAAAAGAAUUCUCACAUAUCUCUAGUGGUAUAUGGGCAAGCAGAUAGUUUACAUUUGGUUUUCCCAGGUUUUGAGAUAUCUCUGAGACUUCUCAACAUUCUAAAACUGAGAUGAAUGGAAUUUCAUUAUGGUGCACAGUAUUUUUUAAGAAAUAC
Messenger RNA from Xiphias gladius (swordfish), 4263 nucleotides. RefSeq names its product actin filament-associated protein 1-like 1. Bases 282 to 2567 code for a protein of 761 amino acids. NCBI's taxonomy places the organism in Eukaryota, Metazoa, Chordata, Actinopteri, Istiophoriformes, Xiphiidae. The transcript is spliced from 20 exons. The record is from RefSeq and is a predicted model, not a curated record. Gene Ontology annotation, molecular function: SH3 domain binding. Gene Ontology annotation, cellular component: cytosol.